ACAGUAUAAGUUGUAUCGCCCACUGAAAACCACUUAAAACAGCUGCAACAUCUGCUGUUCCUUCAAAACUUACCACAUUUGCAUCGAUCUUAAGCCAAUAUGGCUUGUAGCAGACCACCAUAUUGGCUUACACUCCUCUUGAUUCACGUUUUACUAACAUGUUCACUGGUUUUAUCCGACGAAGAGGAUGGUAAAAAGCUACUGAAGUUCAAAAACUCACUCCUCAAUACGGAAGGUCUAAGCAACUGGAAUAUUACUUCCGCACCAUGCAACAGUAAACCACAAAACUGGACAGGGGUGAUCUGUAAUGAUGAUGGAAGUGUGUUCGGGUUACAGCUUGAGAACAUGGGUUUAGGUGGGAAUAUAGACAUGGAUACAUUGGCUGAGGUAACGAGUAUUCGAACGUUAAGUUUCAUGAAUAAUAACUUUGAGGGCACGAUGCCUAACGUACAGAAGAUUGGCCCGUUGCGUGGGGUUUUCCUCUCAUAUAACAAGUUUUCUGGAGAUAUAAGUGGCGAUGCGUUUUCUGGGAUGAGCGGGUUGAGGAAAGUCGAACUGGCGAAUAAUGAUUUCACGGGUAAAAUUCCGAUAUCGCUUACACAGUUGCCGCUUCUUGUGGAUUUGCAGCUUCAAAAUAACAAGUUUGAAGGAGAAAUACCAGAUUUUGAUCAGAAAGAUUUGAAAGUGAACUUUGCAAACAAUAGACUUGAAGGUUCUGUACCUCAGGGGCUCGGAAACCAGGAUCCAAGCUCAUUUGCAGGAAAUAACGUUUGUGGAAAACCUCUUGGCUCAUGUAAGAUAAAGAAACGAAACACUCUAAAGAUCAUCAUCAUCGCUAUUGUGUCCCUGGUUGCAGUGUUGGCUGCCAUUGUUAUAGCCAUGUUCCUCUUUCGUGCCCAAAAGAGAGGCAAAAACGAAUACAGAAACCAAAUCAAGAAGACCGACAGAAACAAUACUUAUAAGGCCAAUCCAAACGAGAUCCAGAUGCACAACCAGAAAGAGAUAUACAAGAGAACCGACAACGGUGGGAAGCUUCACUUUGUGAGGACGGAUAGAGAAAGAUUCGAGUUGGAAGACCUUCUACGAGCCUCUGCUGAUGUGUUAGGAAGUGGGAGUUUUGGAUCUUCGUACAAAGCAAUGAUUUUGGACGGGCCAGCCAUGGUUGUCAAGAGGUUCAAAGAAAUGAGUAAUGUGAGAAAAGAAGACUUCCAUGCACAUAUGAGAUUGCUAGGAAGCUUGUCACACCCUAAUUUGCUGCCUCUUGUGGCUUUUUACUACAAGAAAGAUGAGAAGCUUUUGAUCACUGAUUUUGCUGUAAAUGGUAGCUUGGCUAGUCAUCUUCAUGUUAAACGGAAACCUGAUGAACCAGGAUUGGAUUGGGCAACACGAUUAAAGAUAAUCAAGGGCGUAGCAAGAGGGCUUGAUUAUCUCUACCAGGAGCUUCCUCGCCUAUCACUACCUCAUGGUCACCUAAAAUCAUCGAAUGUACUUCUUGACGAUGCUUAUAAUCCCCUUUUAGCAGACUAUGCUCUAGUUCCCCUAAUCAACAAAGAACACGCACAACAACUGAUGGUGGCCUACAAGUCGCCGGAAUUCACCCAACAUGGCCGGACGACAAAAAAGACAGAUGUCUGGUGCUUUGGGAUCUUGAUUCUGGAGAUGCUGACUGGGAAGUUUCCCGCGAACUAUUUAGAACAAGGAAAGGGAGGUAAACCGGAUUUGGGGACAUGGGUGAACUCUGUGGUGAGGGAAGAGUGGACCGGCGAGGUGUUUGAUAAGGAGAUGAAAGGGACAAAGAACGGCGAAGGUGAGAUGUUGAAGUUGUUGAAAAUUGGGAUGUGCUGCUGUGAAUGGGAUAUUACGAGGAGGUGGGAUCUUAAAGAGGUUAUGGAGAAGAUAGAGGAGUUGAAGGAGAGGGAAGAAGAUGAAGAGUAUUCUUCUUAUGCAAGUGAAGGAGAUGCAAACUCUUCAAGAGCCAUGGAUGAUGAUAAUUUCUCUUUCUCAGUUACCAGUUAAUUUCAUAUAUAUAUAUAUAUAUAUAUAUACACACACACACACUGAAGCAUUCAAGCAGACAGGUCUUCAUAAUGUUAUCUGGUUUCGGAAGUAAACAAGAUGGAGAUAAGAUAGGAAAAAGUGGGAAGAGAUUGUUCUACACAACGUCUGUGUCAUUUAUGUGAUUCUGUUGAUCAAUUCCACAAAUUAUUUUUUUGAAAAGAGAUAAUAAAGAUAUGUGAAUUAAAUAAAUAUAUAUAAUAAAAGAAUGAUGUAUU
Cynara cardunculus var. scolymus (artichoke) is the source of this 2273-nucleotide messenger RNA. Its product is annotated as pollen receptor-like kinase 4. Gene Ontology annotation, molecular function: protein binding; ATP binding; protein kinase activity. The record is from RefSeq and is a predicted model, not a curated record. Bases 100 to 2016 code for a protein of 638 amino acids. Lineage: Eukaryota; Viridiplantae; Streptophyta; Magnoliopsida; Asterales; Asteraceae. Gene Ontology annotation, biological process: protein phosphorylation. The transcript has 3 exons.